Molecule: messenger RNA, 970 nt
Organism: Spea bombifrons (plains spadefoot toad)
Lineage: Eukaryota; Metazoa; Chordata; Amphibia; Anura; Pelobatidae
Gene: TRAPPC2L
Product: trafficking protein particle complex subunit 2L
Exons: 5
Coding region: 77-496 (139 amino acids)
Biological process (GO): endoplasmic reticulum to Golgi vesicle-mediated transport
Cellular component (GO): TRAPP complex; nucleus; cytoplasm
Source: RefSeq, a predicted model, not a curated record
CAGCUGUCAGCACCCUGCAGCCCAAAGCGAGGCUUGGCACGCAUGCACGUAACCCGGCUUCAGGAAGCGGACCAACAUGGCGGUUUGUGUGGCAGUCAUAGCAAAGGAGAACUACCCCCUGUACAUCCGCAGCAUCCCCGCUGAGAACCAACUGAAGUUUCACUACACUGUGCACACCUCGCUGGAUGUGGUGGACGAGAAGAUCUCUGCCAUGGGGAAGGCUCUGGUUGACCAGAGAGAGCUUUAUCUGGGGCUUCUGUAUCCCACCGAGGACUACAAAGUAUAUGGAUAUGUCACCAACUCUAAAGUGAAGUUCGUGAUGGUUGUGGAUUCGUCCAACACAGCUCUCCGAGAUAACGAGAUCCGUAGCAUGUUCCGUAAACUGCAUAAUUCCUACACUGAUGUCAUGUGCAAUCCCUUCUACAACCCCGGAGAUCCCAUUCAGUCACGGGCCUUUGAUAACACAGUCACUUCCAUGAUGGUGCCAGCGUGCUGAAACUCAUGUCGGUCUGGAACGUGGUGGGAAACAAAGUGGAGACUGUAAAUAAACUGGAUGUGAAGCGAAACAUUUGGGACAGUUUUAGGUUUCUAACUUUCUGAAGAUUGUGACACUGAUCUCAUACCGGAUUCAAUCUGUGGUUUGGCUUGUCUUGUGUUCAUCUUGCCGACAUAACCUAGAGCCCCUAAGCUCUCUUCCUUACUAUAAUUUAAACGUACAUCUGAAACACCUCCGUAUUAAGACCAUGCCCUGAUUGUCCAGUGGUGUCCGUGCGACCCGAAGCCACACAUUAGAAACGUGAAGAGGUGGGUUUCCCAGACUAACUCCUCACUGCCCUGUUUGGUCAGCAGAAGACCAGCGUUGUGUGGGUAGAGACGGUGGGAAUGUUUUAUGGUGGGUAUGCUACAUGCAUGCAUGAGGUUGCCUUCUUAUAUGUGUGAGCACAGUCAGUUUAUUUAAUAAAAAAGGUUU